Gryllus bimaculatus (two-spotted cricket) is the source of this 3470-nucleotide messenger RNA. The record is from the annotation of a GenBank genome assembly. NCBI's taxonomy places the organism in Eukaryota, Metazoa, Arthropoda, Insecta, Orthoptera, Gryllidae.
AUCACCGUGCAGUCGGGGCACUUCAGUUAAGUGUCAGUUAUCAGUUGGGUACAUUUGUGUUCCUUCCAGUGGCGAGGUGCAGACACGGCGGGCAAUACGGAUCAUCAGAAGUGCACUGCUUGUUCAGUCUGCGAUAUGGACGUAAUUCUCGGAGGAAUAGAAGGAGGUGCAACUCACUCGAAGGUGGUUCUGUUUAAUGGAAAAGGAGAAAAGUUGGUUCAAUGCGGCGGUCCUGGGACAAAUCAUUGGGGUAUGAGUUUGAGUGGUUGUGAGCAAGAAGAAACCAACAACCAAUUGAAAGAUGGUUUGCAAUCUAAGUACCCAAAUCUGAGUAAUAAUUAUGUAGUUUGCAGUGAUACUGUAGGAUCAAUUGCUGCUGCUCAUGAACAUGGUGGCAUGGUUUUAAUUGCUGGCACAGGCUCCAAUGCGUUACUCCUUAAUCCAAAUGGCACUGUGAAGCGUUGUGGUGGCUGGGGUCACAUGCUUGGGGAUGAAGGAGCAGCUUGGUGGAUUUCUCAAAAAGCUGUGAAGAUAUAUUUUGAUGAUGCUGAUAAUUUUGUGAAAGCACCUUACAAUACUGACUAUGUGUGGAAAGCUAUUAAAGAACAUUUCAGAGUUAAAGAACGGGAUGAACUUUUGAAACAUUGCUAUUCUGAUUUUGACAAGUCACAUUUUGCUGGUCUUUGCAAGCUUCUUGCAGAGGGAGCAAAGAAUGGAGAUGCUCUUUGCUUGUGGCUUUUUUCUCAAGCUGGCCGUGCUCUGGCUGGUUUUGUGAGAGCACUAGUUCCGCAUGCACACAAUAGCUUGUUUCCUGAUCUUGGAGGUCUUCCAGUUGUGUGUGUUGGGUCUGUGUGGCUCAGUUGGGAAUAUUUAAAACCAGGUUUUAUUAAGCAUCUCCAAGAACCUCCAAGGAAUAAUGAAAAACCUAUCGAAGAACUCUCCUUACUUCGGCUAACAACAAGUAUGGCUGUUGGUGCAACUUACUUAGCAGCAAAAUCUGUGAAUUACAAUUUGCCUCGAAAUUACCAAAACAAUUAUACAGUAUUCUUUCAUUACAAACGUAAUGAAAUAAAUGGUGGUCUAAUAGACUAAAACUAUUAAUAAGCAUGAAUGAAGACUAUGGAAGUAGAGUAGGUACUUUUUCUACUGUAAUUACUUGACAGAAUUUACUGAUUGCUAUUUACAGUUGUAUACAUAGAUUAUGCAUCCAAGCAUUUUUCUUUACAAUCAAACAUCUCAAGUUCCCAAAAAACUGUACAUAAAGGGAAGAAAAACACUUAGUCUUUUGUAUCUUUACUCUUUCUGAUGCUUAAAACAGUGGAUAUGUAUGGAAAUAUGUGAAUGUGAGUGUAAGUGGUUUGUCAGGAGAAUAUCAGUUCAGAAAAUUUAAUUUCUACAAACUGUGGUUUUGCCUAUGACAAUUAGAGAAGAAUUUACUCAAUUGAAGGUAUUCUUUGGCCAAUGAGUCUCACCUAAAAUGUCUAAAUACUGCAUGAAAUAAAGAAAAUGAGGUAAUGUUGUUACAACAUAAUGAUUAAAGCUGUUAUAACAAUAAUACUGUAAUUACAAGUUUAUGUGCAGUGCAAUUUCUGAUAAGAAUCCAAUAAAGUGUACUGAUACUGUACGUAUUCAUUUACUAGCUUAUACAGCAAUACUCGUACAAAAAUAGGUAUUGAAUAUGUAAUUUUCUUGUUCAUGAUAUUCUUUUAUUGUAGAUUAUUAUCAUUAACACUAAUAAUAGGAACAGGUUGAAGAAACUUUUCCCCUCCACUUGUAUUGAAGAAUAAACAAAAACAAUAAAUCAUGUUACCCUAUUAAAGGGUAAAGUAGGAUUCAAAACUACAAAAUAUACAAUAAUAUACCUACUACAAGAGAUAGAUUAUAAUACCCUCAGUGAUACAUCUGAUAACAACAACAACAACAACAAAGAUAGAACAAGUACCAACAAAUCUGUUCAUUGUAAAUAAGUAAUUCAUAUUUAGUACAAUUGUCCACUUGAAGGAAAUACUUGUAAUGUAUAUUGGCAACAUUAUUAUUAAUUUAAUUAUUCUUUGCUCUGUAUUAACCUAUAACAAUUUUAAUUACAGUUAUUAAAUAUAAAUUUAAACCUAAAUUGUUUUUGGACAUUUAAAUUUUGCUUGUUAUCCAGGAAUUGUAAUGCAAAAGUUUUGCAAAUUGUAAUGUUCAUUAUCAAUUAGUGAACAUAAAAUAUAAGUGAAUUAUAUUGCUAACUAUUUGAAAAAUGGAGUAAAAUGGAGGCAAAAAAAUGGAAUAAAUGGGAAAAAGUUUGAAUGUUUUAAUGUGAAUAUAAUCACAAAUUUACAUUAAAAGUAAUAAAGUUUUUUGAUUGUUAUUAAUCUAAAAUCAUACCAAUUUCAUUGCAAACUAAAUUUUAUAUUGUCAAAAUAUUUUUUACUUGGGUGAAGGUAUGUUUUGCAAUAUUAAUAAAUGGAGUAUAGAUAACUGGAAAUGUCAAAAUAAAAGGGAUUACUUUUAAGUGUAGAAAUAAACAUAUCAAAGAUUGCUCAGUUGUAGAUAUGCUUUGUGCUAGAAAACGACUUUCAUUGACUUCUGUUUAUUAAAUUCUGUCGUGUCUUGUUAUAAUGUAUUUUCCCUCUAGUCAUUCUAAUGUAUUUAUUCCAUAUUUAAAAAAUGAUUAAAAUGAAGACAUAUCAACAAUAACAUUUAUUGUCUGUUCUUUUCAUAAUUAUGGAAUUGCCGGGUUUGCAGUUCUGAACAUUGAAAUAUAAUUUCUUCUGCAUUUUGGUGGUUGUUGUUAUUAUUGUAGCUUUUAUACAAUCAGUUCUAAUUAAACUUAUUUUAAAGAAAGCAUUAUGGUAAUUAGUGAACAAUUGUUUUUUUUAUUAAUUAGGAACAAUUUGUAUUAGCAGGAUGAUCUUAUGAUUACACUAUUAAUUAGUUGUUCUGAUUGAAAUAAAUAUUCUUCAAUAAGGUGUUUUCAAAAUACUCUAUCUUCACAUUAAUUUAUCUAUAAUGUAUGCCGUGUAAAAUGUAAAUUGUCUGAUCUGCAAAAGGCUCAAAGAGUGAAAAUCAGUAAAGUUUAAAUGAGUGUAUAAAUACCAUUAUACUUUUUAAAUUAGCUAAGUAUAAACAUUUACAAUGAAACUCUUUUGUAUGUCAAGACGCAGUUUGCUUUAGAAAUAAAAUAUGUUGAGAUGCAACUGGAACUUUCACAAUAGAACAAUUGUUUCUUGAACUUUAAUUUUAUAAAUGUAUUUUGAUGAAAUAUCAUUAAAUUGUUCAAUUUUGUGAGGUGGGUCUUUUAACUGAAUGCACAUGUAGUAAUAAUACUUUCAUAAAGUGUUUGUAUCUGAAGAAAAGCUUGUUUUCUAUUUUAUUUCUUUUAUGUGCUCUGUGGACUGUGUAUCACUUUCUUGGUUUUGUAGAACAAAGGAUAAAAAUCAUAUGAAUGUAUGCACAAUUCAUACAAGAAUAUUAUUGUACUUUGC